Exaiptasia diaphana is the source of this 2700-nucleotide messenger RNA. RefSeq names its product tetratricopeptide repeat protein 28. The transcript has a single exon. Gene Ontology annotation, molecular function: protein binding. Bases 1 to 2700 code for a protein of 899 amino acids. Lineage: Eukaryota; Metazoa; Cnidaria; Anthozoa; Actiniaria; Aiptasiidae. The record is from RefSeq and is a predicted model, not a curated record.
AUGAAAUGGUCGAGGGCAAUGUUUUUCGGUGAGUCAAAACUACAAGAUGGUGAGACUAGAAAUGCUAUAAGACACUUUAAAAGGRCCCUAGAGAUUGCACAAAAAAAUGGCUCUAAACAUGAAGAAGCCGUCACACUUCAACGACUUGGUUAUGUUCACCAUUCCAYGGAAAGAUAUCGCUACGCUGUUGAUUAUUAUGAGAAGGGACUGCAAAUAGUACAAGAUCUAGAGACUGGUGAUGACAAGAAACUAGAGUGUGAGAUGUGUUAUGGCAUUGGUGGUGCGUGUGAUAUAUUGGGAGAUUAUGAAAAGUCUAUGCARUAUUCAAAACAAGGCUUGGCUGUUGCAUUAAGAAUMGGUGACUCUAGACUCACUGCAAACUCCUAUGAAGGUCUUGGUCGUGCUUACCUAUCACUUAAUGGCUCUCAAAAUAGUAUUAAGUGCUAUAAAAAAGCUAUGGGAUUGUACGAAAAACUUAAUAAUGAAGAMAGUGUAGGGAUUUGUUAUGCAAACAUGUCAUUAUCAUAUCAGUUGCAAGGAAAGUACCAUGAUGCAAUUCGUCUGAGAGAGGAGAGUCUCGAGAUAAAUGAUAAAAUUGGAAGGAAAGAAAAUCAGGCAAAUGACUUGCUUAACAUGGGAACAAUAUACUCAAAGCUGAAUGAUAUUGAUAAGGCCGUCGAGAUGUAUCAGAAGAGUCUUACUAUUAGUAUAGAGGUCAACCACAAACGCCUGCAAGCAAAAUGUUAUAGUAGCCUGGGAAAUGUUUUGAUGAGUUAUGAUAAAUAUUCAGAAUGUAUCCCAUUAUAUCAAAAAUGCUUAAAAGUUGCUUUAGAUAUCGAUGAUAGACAAUUACAAGCUCAAGUCAGGUUAGASAUUGGUAAUUGCUUGCAGAAACUAAACCGAAAUGAAGAGGCAGACAGACACUACAACCAGAGUUUAACAAUUGCUAAAGAAAUAGAUUCCAAGAGGACUGAGGCAUUUAUUUAUCACUCUAUGGCUGUCAUCAARUUAAAAUCAAAUCAACUUCAACAAGCACUAAUUCUAUUUAAGGAAUGCCUUGGCAUUGCUAGCACUAUCGAAAAUAAAGAACUUGAGGGYGGAGCAUGCCAWGSUUUAGGUMAAGUAUACUAUUUAUUGCACAAAGAGAACCAAGGACAUCAAGCAUGUGAUGAUACUGAUGAYAAUAURGCUAAAUCAGAAGAAUACCUGAGAAAGGCAAUAGAUAGUUUUGACUUUUUCUUUCAACAUCUCCAUCARCGAGAUCAUUUAAAAGUCUCMAUUUUUGAUAAAUUCAAUAAGGCUUACAAGCUCCUCACCAUCGUGCUGAUCGACACUGAGCAACAACAAGARGCUCUGUUAGUAUCKGAURRUGGACGAGCWCGUGCUUUAGGAGAUCKCUURKUCUUCAAAUACGGUAUGAUUCAAAAAGAAAUGUCAYUACCUAAGCCACUAACCUAUCCUGAUGUGGAGRCGAUCUUCUUUAAAGAUGUCUUCUCGAUACUGCAUUACAGCUUACUAAGCAACAGUUUGGCUGUGUGGGUUUUAGCCAAAGACUCGCUGAUGUUCAGAGAAGCUGAAAUGGAACAAUUUGAUUCUGCCWUWGAAACAUUGACUGAAGRAAAGAAAGAUGUCGAUGAAAACUCCAUGAAUCGUUUCUUUACUGGAACUGUUUCAAGGGCAUAUGAAAUGAUGAAAAUCCAAGAAAGUGUCACUUGUGAAAACAGAUCACUUGAUGAUUGCGUUACAUCSAAAGAGCAASCCGAUAAAAAAGGCGCURAAUCAAUGUCACGUGACGACGGCGCAAGUACGGAAAACGUUGAUCAGUCGUCACAUCCACUUGAAACGUUGUAUAAUUGUUUAGUGGCCCCUGUUCUGACAGACGUGCAACACGACGAGAUUGUCAUAGUACCCGAUGGACCAAUGUAUAGAGUACCGUAUGCUGCCCUCAGGAAUCCCAAUACAGGACAGUAUCUGUCAGACAUCAAACGCAUUCGCCUUGCGCCAUCAAUAGCAAUAUUAAAGGUUCUAAAAGAAUGUCCUGUGGAUCAUCAUAACCAAAAAGGAGCAUUGAUUGUAGGAGAUCCCAGUGUUGGAGAAGUCAUGUUUAGAGGAAAGAAAAAAAUAUUGGAACGCCUACCUUCAGCGCACAGGGAAGUCAGUUUUCUUUCUAACAAACUGGGGCAAACAGCGCUGACUGGUGAGCAGGCUACCAAAGCUGUAGUGCUGGAGAAAUUACGAGAGGGAUCAGCUGUAAUUCACAUUGCUGCACACGGGAGCUCUGACAACGGUGAAAUAGCACUGGCACCAAAUGUCUCGCCAGAAAGACAAGGAACCCCAGAAGAAGAUGACUAUCUGUUGACGAUGGGUGAAGUCCAAAACAUCGGAAUCAAAGCUCAACUUGUUGUGCUAAGCUGUUGCCACAGUGGCUGUGGGAAGAUCAGGGCUGAGGGCAUGAUUGGACUAAGUCGUGCUUUCCUAGCGGCUGGAGCUCGCUCUGUCGUAGCGUCGUUGUGGGCAAUCGAUGACAGUGUAACUUUUAGUUUUAUGGUGAGUUUUUACAGUUGUCUCACUCGAGGUGAAAGUGCAAGUGUAAGUCUUCAUAAAGCCAUGCAUGAUAUUAGAAAAGAAGGCCACAGGGAUCCCAUGUACUGGGCUCCUUUCUUUUUGAUUGGUGAUGACGUCAUCCUGAAUUUGAAGUAA